Messenger RNA from Petromyzon marinus (sea lamprey), 2381 nucleotides. Its product is annotated as splicing factor U2AF 50 kDa subunit-like. The record is from RefSeq and is a predicted model, not a curated record. Gene Ontology annotation, molecular function: RNA binding. Gene Ontology annotation, biological process: mRNA processing. Gene Ontology annotation, cellular component: nucleus. NCBI's taxonomy places the organism in Eukaryota, Metazoa, Chordata, Hyperoartia, Petromyzontiformes, Petromyzontidae.
GUGACCCCGCCAGGGCGCGCUGCAUUGUGGGGGGAUUUGGCAGCACAAAGCGGUGCAGUUGCGCCCUGCUCCCGUCUCCUCAUCAUCGUGAACAACAACAAGAAUAACAACAGCAGCAACUACAUCGCCGUCAUGUCGGACUUCGUCGAGUUGGAGAAGCAAAUGCGCGAAACCCGCAUAGAGCGCGAGAAGGAGCGGCGACACAAGAAGCGGAGUCGCUCGCGGAGCCGUGAUCGCAAGAAGCGCAGCCGCAGUCGCGAGCGGGACCGCGACCGGGAUCGGAAGAGCCGGAGUCGUGAGCGCCCCUCCCGUGACAAAGACAAGAAGGAUGAAAAGAAAGAAGAAAAGAAGGAGAAAGGCGAUAAGAUACGCAGCCGCUCCCCUCGCAAGCCACGCAAGAAGAAGCCAUACAAGUACUGGGAUGUGCCACCCCCUGGCUUCGAACACAUCACGCCACUUCAGUACAAAGCCAUGCAAGCUGCUGGCCAGAUCCCAGCAACUGCUCUCAUCGCCACGACUACCACCGCAACAGUGGCUGGCCUGCCGAAUCCUGCCGCGAUGCCCGUACCCAUCGUGGGCAGCCAGCUUACACGCCAGGCACGGCGUCUCUACGUCGGCAACAUUCCCUUUGGAGUCACAGAGGAGGCCAUGAUGGAUUUCUUUAACAACCAGAUGAAGUUGGCAGGACUGGCACAGGCUCCAGGCAAUCCUGUUCUUGCUGUCCAAAUAAACCUGGACAAGAACUUUGCCUUCCUUGAGUUCCGGUCGGUGGAUGAAACGACGCAAGCGCUGGCGUUCGACGGAAUCAUCUUCCAGGGCCAGUCACUCAAGCUGCGCCGCCCACACGACUACCAGCCCCUGCCUGGCAUGUCAGAGUCUCCCGCUUUGCAUGUACCAGUAGGUGUGGUGUCCACUGUUGUGCAAGACACGCCGCACAAGCUGUUUAUCGGAGGUUUGCCCAGCUAUCUGACGGAUGAUCAGGUCAAGGAGCUGCUCACGUCCUUCGGGCCUUUGAAGGCCUUCAACUUGGUGAAGGACAGUGCCACCUGCUUCUCCAAGGGCUACGCCUUUUGCGAGUACGCCGACGUCAACGUCACCGACCAGGCUAUUGCAGGACUGAAUGGCAUGCAGCUGGGUGACAAGAAGCUGAUUGUGCAGCGAGCCAGCGUGGGGGCCAAGAAUGCCAACCCGGUAUUUGGAGCACCUGACACAACGGUGGUGGUGCAGACGCCCGUGACACUGCAGGUUCCGGGGCUGGCAUCGAGCCAGGUGCAGCACAGCGGCUUGCCCACAGAGGUGCUGUGCCUCAUGAACAUGGUGACCCCUGAGGAGUUGGUGGACGACGAGGAAUACGAGGACAUCUUGGAGGACAUCCGUGAGGAGUGCGGCAAGUAUGGAUCCGUGCGCUCCGUAGAGAUCCCGCGACCCGUCAACGGACUCGACAUCCCGGGAUGCGGCAAGAUCUUUGUGGAGUUUGCGUCACUACUCGACUGCCAGAGGGCUCAGCAGGCGCUGAGCGGCCGCAAGUUCGCCAACCGCGUGGUCGUGACACAGUACUACAACCUGGAAAAAUACCACUGUCACGAUUUCUAGAUGUGCAACCUGCUCCGACUUGGGCGUCCACGGGGCUGCUCAUUGGUGUUGUUUGUUAUCGAUGUGUGAAGAUUUGAGCACCGUUUCACAAAGCAGUCUGUGACGCUGCAUGAUUCGGCAACUCCACCCGCUCACUUGACAGCAUUUUUGCUUGGUGGUUUUCCUUUCUUUUUUAUCGGUAAGUGUAUUGUCUGUGUGCUUUUGUCAAAGAGUUGACUGCUAUGCAUUUGUGCGUGGUGCAGCCUACACCGUAGUGGUGUCUGAUGAAAACAGUCGCACCAAUUUUUUUAUAUUCCGUUAAAAUAAUGGUUGCUAAAGAGUGGAUUUCGGGGGGGGGGGGGGGGAGGGGAAAUAUUAACUUUUGUGAAUAUUCAUAUUGACAUCAAUACAGGUAUUAGUCCCCACUUUACAGACGGUGGUGACAAGGUUUUUUUUCUCGGUGGGGGGGGUGUAAUUAGAUGUUUGUGAGAUUGUUUUCAUUAGUUACCUUUGGCAAAAUGUAACAAUGCGAGAAAUUCCCAUGGAAGCAUCAGAUUUGUCUUUUGCAUCUUUUUACAGUCGGUGGGAAUAGGCACCCUGUCCCAAGGCUUGAUCCAGAUGUUCAAGACAAACUUUAGUACUUGUUAGGGUGGUAAAAUUAAAUAUGCGGACACUUGUGAUUGCAUCAUUAUAAAAGACCAGCAUUGAUGUAUUUGUCAUGCAUAACUUGGCACGAUUUCUCUGUUUAUUCCCAUACUGAAUUUGCAAGAAACUUGGGAGUAUUUCAAUAAAGUUUUCAACUAAUUGUG